UGUAACUGUAAAUUGCAUUCAAGGACAUCACAUUGCACAUUGCUGUUCAGUCAUGCACCUUGAGCUAAAAAAAAUGCAAAGAAUAACUUUUAAAUAUCUAGCGUUGGAAGUAAUUUUAAUUAUUUACCUGUGAUUUUGUGUUAUCAUUUAACAUGGACUUACUAACACUGUUAGGGUGUUUAGUGGUGUUAUUUUUUGUCUUAAAGUUGGUUGAGCUGUAUAUGCGUACACUUUACUUAGACACAAAGAAUAAGUGUGUUUUGGUAACAGGGUGUGAUACGGGAUUCGGACAUCUGCUGGCACAAGAGCUAGACAAAAGAGGAAUUCGAGUAUUCGCUUCCUGUUUGACUGAAGAAGGGGAGAAAAAGCUCCUGGAGAAGUGUUCCUCUAAAGCCGUCGUUUUCCGCCUCGAUGUGACAAAAGAGGAAUCCAUUCAAAAUGCAGUUAAACUGGUUAAGACUAAAAUCGCUGGAAAUGAACUGCUCUGGGGUUUGGUCAACAAUGCAGGUGUUUUUUUACUGGCAGCGCCAUUAGAAUGGCAAGCUAAAGAACAGUACGAGAAAACCCUGGCUGUCAAUCUGUAUGGUGUCAUCGAAAUGACAAGGGUCUUCCUCCCUCUACUUCGACAGUCUAGAGGGCGGGUUGUCAACAUGUCUUCCAUUGCUUCCAUGUUAGCCUUUCCAAAACUGGCGCCAUACAACAUCAGUAAAGCAGCCUUAGAAUCGUUCACAGAUACGUUAAGAAGAGAGAUGUAUAACAUCGGGGUGACGGCUCAUAUCAUACAGCCUAGUGGGUUCAAAACAAACAUCAUCCCGGCGGACGCCACUCACCGUCUACGUAAAGCGUUUGAUGACCUUCCACAGGAGGUCAAGGACUUCUAUGGCGAAAAGAGCGUGAAUAUGGGGCACACAGAAGUCGUGAAAAUUCAAUCUCUUGGCGAUCCUGACUUAACGAAGGUGACGAAAGUUAUACAGCAUGCACUGUUUGCGCGCUAUCCAAGGUAUAGAUAUCCUGUUGGAAAAGGGGCUGUUUCAAUAUUCUGGACAUUUUCUCAUUUUCCCGAAAUUAUUCCCGACAAACUCUAUGCAAUGUCAGCUCCAUGAGCACAGGGCUAUGGCACAUUAUUUGGCGCUGCUUAAUGUACCUUUUAUAUAACAUUUGAUAUUCUGGGGAUAUAGACAAAGCAUUCAUGACACGUUACUAUAGAAGAGAAACAUUAUCCAUUAGCCAAUGCAUAUAAAAAAUUGGGCUUGUUAAAAAAACUUAAAUUUGUUGUCAAACGAAAAACUCUUUCACUCAUGUACACAACCUUUAUUAGGCCACAGUUAGAAUAUGCUUCCUUGGUGUGGGGUGGAUGUAAUAUAGGUGACAGCGAAAAAUUAGAAAACUUACAAUUAUGUGCUGCUAGAAUUGUCACAGGAUUAACUCUGUUAGCUUCUAAAGAUGCACUUUAUAUUGAAACUGGAUGGGAACCAUUACAUGUAAGAAGGAAAAAGACCAGACUAACUACAAUGUAUAAAAUUGAUAAAAACCAAGUUCCUGAAUAUCUCACUGAUAUAAUCCCAAACUUACGAUGUAAUUCAUCAAGUUACAGUACGAGAAACUCGCAGAACUAUAACAUACCCAAAUGCAGAUUGCAAGCUUACAAAUCAACUUUCGUUCCCCUUGUUAUUGAAGAAUGGAACUCAUUACCCCUUAAUGUAAGAAAUUCUCCCUCGUUAUCUAUCUUUAAAAAGUCUAUUUCUAACAAUAAACAAAUGCCACCCUCUUACUUCAGUUAUGGAACUCGACGCUUAAAUAUAAUACACACGAGGCUUAGACAUAACUGUGUGCUUAAUAGCGAUCUUUUUCGAUGUAAUGUAAUCUUGAGUCCACUAUGUUCUUGUGGAAGAGUGGAGGACACUCAUCAUUAUUUCUUCUCAUGCAAAAAAUAUACAGAAGCCAGGAAAGAAUUUUUUGACAAAUUUUUGCGAAUGGGUAAAUUACACACUGUCGAUACUCACACUUUACUCUGGGGGAGACAAAUCGUUAAAUGAUUUUGAAAAUGAAUACCUAUUUUCUAUUGUACAAACUUUUAUUAAAAAGUCAGGACGAUUUGGUUGAUACAAUAGUUAUUUCUAAUUGUAAAUCUUAUACAGCAUGUCUAUUAUAUAUGAAAUGUAUUCUAUUGAAUGUGUUUUACUCUGAUUAUUAUAUAUUAUUAUUAUUAUUGUUAUUUCAUUUAAAGCAGAAACCCAUGUAUGUAAAUAUGUUUGGUAUAAUGUAUAUGUAGGGAGAGGGCGUAAUAAGUUUUUAGAACUUUUGCCCAAUCCCAAUUGUAA
Saccostrea cuccullata (small rock oyster) is the source of this 2321-nucleotide messenger RNA. Its product is annotated as retinol dehydrogenase 7-like. The transcript has 4 exons. Gene Ontology annotation, biological process: steroid metabolic process. The record is from RefSeq and is a predicted model, not a curated record. Lineage: Eukaryota; Metazoa; Mollusca; Bivalvia; Ostreida; Ostreidae. Gene Ontology annotation, molecular function: oxidoreductase activity. Gene Ontology annotation, cellular component: intracellular membrane-bounded organelle. Bases 153 to 1103 code for a protein of 316 amino acids.